Molecule: messenger RNA, 540 nt
Organism: Salvia splendens (bonfire salvia)
Lineage: Eukaryota; Viridiplantae; Streptophyta; Magnoliopsida; Lamiales; Lamiaceae
Product: cytochrome P450 71AU50-like
Exons: 1
Coding region: 1-540 (179 amino acids)
Molecular function (GO): iron ion binding; heme binding; monooxygenase activity
Source: RefSeq, a predicted model, not a curated record
AUGUACAUCCGGCUGGGGUUCGCCCCAGCCAUCGUCGUCUCCUCUCCUUCCGCCGCGAAGCUCUUUCUAAAAACCUACGACCACAUCUUCGCGAACCGAUCCCACCACGAGUUCUCCUACCUCGUCGCCUAUGAGCAGCGGAACAUUGUCUUCGGACGAUACGGGCCGUAUUGGCGCAACAUGCGGAAGCUCUGCACAGUCCAGCUCCUCAGCGGCCUUAAGAUCCGGCAGUUCGAGCCGAUGAGGAAGGCGGAGGUUGGGAGCAUGGUGGAUUCGCUCAGAGAGGCUGCUGCGUCGGUUGAUCUGAGCGCAAUGAUCAUGUCUGUCAACGGUGGCAUGACCUGCCUGAUGGUGUUGGGGAGGAAGUUUGAGGAGAGGGAUUUGGAUGAUAGAGGGUUUAAGGGGCUGAUGUCGGAGGCGAUGGCGGGGCCGUUCAAUCUCGGCGACUAUUACCCGUACCUGAGGUGGAUGGAUCCUCAGGGGUCGGCGCGGCGAUUUAAGAAGAUUGGCGUGAUUUUCGACUGGUUUGUUGAAAGUUGA